Molecule: messenger RNA, 1358 nt
Organism: Camelina sativa (false flax)
Lineage: Eukaryota; Viridiplantae; Streptophyta; Magnoliopsida; Brassicales; Brassicaceae
Source: RefSeq, a predicted model, not a curated record
UCUCAUCAUCUCUCUCUCUUUCUCAUCAUCUCUCUCUCUCUUGUUCGAGGCCGUGCCCUAGAAGCCCCCCCUUUCCCUUUUCUCCGGGACUUCAAUCCCUAAUCGCCGGGUUUCGCUCGUCCCUUAGAUCAUCGGAGGACUCUUUUUUUACUUUUCUCUAUUCCGAUUUCAGAUUCCCAGAUUUUGUGGAAGCAGAGGUCUUUAAAGGCCAGUAUUCUUUAGUUACUACUGUAGCUGUAACUUACACAUGAAGGUCUAUCCGGUUCUCUAUCAAGCAUAUGGUAUGAACAGAGAAAUAGAAGAUGAAAGAUUCAGGCAGUGAAAUGAUUAAUAGAGAUUGGGUCAUGAAGCAGAAACGAAGAAAGCUUCCGUCUAUACUGGAUUUAUUAGACCAGAAAGUGGAAAGUUCAGUGGCUUUUGAUUCUCCUGAAUACACCUCUUCCGCUAAACCAACUAAGCAUCGGCUUAGGACUGAUUCAACUCCUGAAAGGAACUCCUCUAAGAGGAAAGGAAAUGAUGGGAAUUAUUUUGAAUGUGUAAUCUGUGAUCUUGGUGGUGAUUUACUGUGUUGUGAUAGUUGUCCUAGGACUUAUCAUACCGAAUGCCUAACUCCACCUCUUAAGCGGAUUCCAAAUGGCAAGUGGAUCUGCCCUAAAUGUUCCCCAAACAGUGAAGCACUCAAGCCUGUCAAUCGUUUAGAUGCGAUUGCUAAGCGAGCAAGAACGAAAACCACGAAAAGAAAUUCUCAAGCCGGACCAAAGUGCGAGAGAGCUUCUCAGAUUUAUUGCAGUUCUAUAAUCUCUGGAGAACAAUCUUCAGAGAAAGGGAAAUCUGUAUCGGCUGAAGAGAGCAAAUCCAUAGGAAAGGAAGUUUAUUCGUCCCCAAUGGAUGGUUGUUCAACUGCUGACCUUGGUCAUGCAUCUGCGGAUGACCGACCUAAUUCAUCGUCUCACGGAGAAGGUGAUAUGGGAAAACCUGCAGAUCUCUCUGAAUCUAAACUAUCAGAUACAGAAAAAAAUCAUGAAGCACCCGUGGAGAAGUUGGAACAUGCUUCCAGCGAGAUUGUGGAAAACAAGACAGUUGCUGAAGUGGAGACUGGAAAAGGUAAAAGGAAAAAACGAAAGCGUGAAUUAAAUGAUGGGGAAAGUGUUGAGAGGUUAAAGACUGAUAAGAAACGUUCGAAGAAAAGUUUGUCCAAAGUGGGUUCUUCUCAGAGUACCAAAUCACCAGAGUCUUCGAAGAAAAAGAAAAAGAAAAAUCGCGUGACUUUAAGAUCCUUGUCCAAAUCUCAGUCCCAGACGGAAAUACCAGAAAAAGUGAAGGUAUUUGUCCUAGGACUUAUCAUACCGAAUGCCUAA